This is a messenger RNA of Harmonia axyridis, 2745 nucleotides long. RefSeq names its product nucleolin 2. The record is from RefSeq and is a predicted model, not a curated record. The transcript has 3 exons. Lineage: Eukaryota; Metazoa; Arthropoda; Insecta; Coleoptera; Coccinellidae. The coding region runs from base 128 to 2623 and encodes 831 amino acids.
AGGGAGAACUCUCUUUUCGUUCGUUUGUUGUUACUUUUUGGUGGGAUUGGGAGAUCUUAGUUAUAUAAAAUGGGGACGCGUAGGUUCGUUGGUGAUUUUCGACGGUAUAUUCGUGAUUGAUGCAACUAUGUUCCCUAGAAAAAUAUUACCGAAGAUACACUUUCUCUGCGUGUUAGCUCUCGUCAGGUCUCAAAGUUAUGAGUAUAAUUCGGACGAGGGGGACACAGAGAGUGAUAUCGAGGGCGAUAGUCACCCUGACUACUCCAAAUAUUAUUCUGUGACACCCAAAGAAGGAACCAUUGCUUUGGCCUCCUUCGCUCAACCACAGCAAUUCGGUUUUGGGUUUGGACCUUUCGAAGCAGCAUUUGGUGCAUCAAGUCAAGACAAACAGAAGUUGAUACCAACCCAAGCCUUCGCACCUAUCCAAGCCAAACCUGUGGUUGAAACUCCUGCUACCUUCUCUGACUUCUUCAGCAAAAAUCUUUUCGGAAUCAACCAACCUGCCCAACCAGCAGACUACUUUGAACAGUCUCAAACUCGCCAGAGGGAAGAAGCACGAGAAGAACCUUCAGAAAACGUAUCCGAAGAAAAGGAGAAUGAAGAGGAGAACGAAGAGGCUGAGGAACAAUCAGAGUACAACCAAUCAGGACCCAGUUACAUAUCACAUGAUGUGCCUGCAAAGAUACCUCAUCAGGUGGAGACUGUAAAAGUACAAGGUAGUGGUCUCAACUUGAUAUCUCCCCCAGCUAAAGUUCACGACUUGAGAGAUUAUAAAGACCACCACAAGUAUCUUCCACAUCUUCAACCGUUAGUAACACCUCAAGUGUACCCUCAAGCACCUGGUUAUCAGAAGUUCACUCAACCCUCAGCCAGUCCAAGUUUGACGCCUUAUCAGAAGUUCAGUUUUCAACCAGUUGCAGAGUAUCAGAACAAAUACUUGGAAAACCUGAAUUCUGCAUCCAAUGUUAGGCCUAACUACAGAAACCAAUAUGCUAGAGUCAAUAUACCAUCUUACGUUUCUCAAGAAUCUAAAGUCGUACCCAGAGCAGCUGACCGUAAGAACUGCAAGAGGUUAACAAAGGAGUCUGGCAACGAAAAGAUUGGCGAUCUAACUUGUUACGUAUGUGAAAACCAAGAGACCAAUUCAAAGGUAACCGAAUGUUCCUACCAGUCUGAACCAGAUAGUACCGAUCUUCAUAAAGGAAGUUCAGAAAGAUAUUCCGUACCUGCCAAAAGACCUGAUGGCUUUAGAUACAGGAGAUAUGCAUCAGAAGAAGACUCCGACCCUUACGAAUACGUCAAAAACAGAUCUUUACGUGCUCAGAAAGAGAAACAAGAAGAAGGCGACAAUUACGAAUACGAAGGUUAUGACGCUUCACAACCAGAAAAAAGUUAUUCUGAAGUCCAAUCGGAAGAGAUCUUGAAGGAUCCUAAGAAAUGUACCAACGUGGACAGAGACGGUAUGUCCUGUCGUGUCUGCAAAGAUCCAGCUACAGGAGGUAACUACGAAUCCUGCUCUUUCAGUACUGCUCCAGAACCUGAGAAGUAUGCCUACGUCUCUGAAAAGAACUACAACAGUAAUGAUGAUCCUGAUUAUGCUUCUAAAGGAGAUGAAUCGAAGAACGUAGCUACCAAUACCAAAGCUAAUGAUGAUGAGGAACCUGUUAAAGAUCAAAAACCAAAGAAAGAAAGGAAGUCUAGGAAGAAAUACUCGAAAAAUAGUGAGUCAAGCUCUCCCAAAGGCUCAAAAUCUGAAUACUCAGACUAUGUACACCCUAAGAAUCUUGAAAGGCAGAGUUGGGAAGAACCAGAAUCAUCCAAAGGUGAGAAAUCUUACUAUCCAAAGUACGAAGCUGAAAGUCGACAAGAAUCACGUUCAGCUAAGAAUGAAGAGGAAGAAGAAGAUGAUACCAAGUCCAAUAGCGAAUCAUCUGAGGAUGCAUCUCCUUACAAAGAUAUAGGAGAAUACAAAUUCAAGUAUUUCCCUGAGUUCUCUGGUGAAGAAUCUAGAGUUAAGGAAGAACCUCUUGAGUAUGUGAGUACCAACAAGAAAGAAGUUGAAGAUGUACUAGCCGAUUUCAAGAAGAAAGACAGGUCUCAGUGCAAACAAGUCAAGAAGAACGGAAUGACCUGUUUCUUGUGUGUUGACGAGAACAGGGCCAAGAAUGAAGAAUGUAUGUUCAUUUCUGAGUCAAAACCAAAAGGAACAUACGCCAAAUAUACAAAAAAUGAUGAGGUUGGGGCUUCAUCCGAAGCUAAACCGGUGACAACGAAGAAAUCUGUAAGUGGUAGGAAGAAACGGUCACAAAAAAAGAUGAGUGAGAUCUCUGGAGCAAGUAGCAGUAAAAUUGAGAGCGUUGUUAGGGCUCCUUCUGGAGAAAAGCAAGUACCUGAAGAGACAGAAUUGAAGGCUAGUGCUUCAGCUCAAGAUGCUCAAAGGAUAGAAGAGAAAGAUGAGUCAAAGUUAGAGACUCGAUCAGAAAUCGAUACCAAUGAUGAGGGAGGAGAGUAUAGCGCUGAAACCCAACCUGUGUACAGUAAGGCUCUGGGUAUGACUUUGCCGAAGUACAUGUUGGACAAAUCGGAGUUUGAGAAAGAAUUCGAUGCUUUGUUGCCGCACUGAGGGGAAUAGAUGUUGUUACUGUUAUGAUUAAGUGUUAAUUUUCUGUUGUUUCAUCAUGUUUUUUUUACUGAUUGUUUUGUACAAAUAAAAGUGUUUUUGAAUAAAAGUUUUUCGAGAUAAAA